Messenger RNA from Clunio marinus, 828 nucleotides. The record is from the annotation of a GenBank genome assembly. Lineage: Eukaryota; Metazoa; Arthropoda; Insecta; Diptera; Chironomidae.
GUUGUUCGGGUCAGUUGUUAGUUUUUGAAAUGAAAAUUGUUUUUAUUUUAGGUUUUGUCGCAAUUAUUUCAGCUCUUCCAGUUGAACAUUCAAACUACGAGGAUGAUCAUGCUGAAGAGUUGGAACGUGAAUUUCAAGGUGACAUGAUAAUUUCUGAAGAAGAACUCAAUAAAUUUAAUGGCCGAAUUGAGGAAAGGUUGAGAUGGACAAACAAUGAAGUUCCAUAUUACAUAAAUAUGACAUAUUUCAAUUCAGACCAAGCUGAGCACAUUCACAAAGCUGCCGUUUAUUUGAAUUCUUUGAAUUGCUUAAAUUUCGUUAACCGAACAUCACAAAAAGAUUACAUCACAGUGAGUGGCGAUGCUACUGGAUGUUCGUCUUCAGUUGGAAGAGUUGGUGGAAGUCAAACAAUUAAACUCAAACCCAAUAAUAUCGAAUCGGGAUGUUUCCGUCUCUUUACAAUCGUUCAUGAAUUUCUUCAUGCAUUAGGUUUUCAUCACAUGCAAAGCUCACACGACAGAGAAAAUUAUGUGAAUAUUAAAUAUGAUAAUAUUACACCUGGAAAGGAAGGGAAUUUUAAUCUUUAUGGGACGAAUUAUGUUACGCAUUUCGGAGUUCCUUACGACUAUGGUUCAGUAUUGCACUACAGCGCGUAUUCUUUCAGCAAGAAUGACGAGGCAACAAUUGUUCCAAUCCAUGACUUGAACGGUCUGAUUAUGGGUCAGCGUGUGGAAAUGACUGAAUCUGAUAAAUUGCGCGUUAAAAAAAUGUAUGGUUGUAUUUAAAUGUAUUCUUUUGAUAGUGAAAUAAAAAUAUUAUCACGAUUAA